ACGACCAGGAAAUGGCAUUUCACAAAAACAACUGCGGUGGCUUGCCCUAGCUCCUCGUUCCAGAGGCCAGUUAGAAGAGCACAGCGAAAACGGCAAUUUUUUCGUCCAAGUGUCGUCAUAAGUGCGACAGCCAGGACUGGGUAGAUACGUGCACAGCAGUAUCACGUCGUCCCCGGGAAUUAUAUGCACACCCGAUUACUGCCCCAGUUUUCCUUACAGCGCCGUUACGCUCAUCCGGAUAUCUUACCUAAGCUUAUCCAGCGGGUCUCUGAACACCCGUCACAGUAACGAGCGGUAAGCGCGGCGUACGUCAGCAUUCGUGGCUGUCGCACGCAUCUGUCGCACGCAGUUGAAUCUGUCGCGGAUAUUUCAACGUAAACGUUUUUGCAAAGCAAGCUAGACGAUUGUAGCCGUUGGAACUUCAGCGUAUGGCGCUAGUUGACCGUUGGACGGCCGACGACGAUGCUGACUUGGUCUCUUUUCCAACAGAGGGCGCUUUUGUUUAUUCUAAUACCGAAUCCUUCGAUAUCGAGACCUGUUCCUUGGUCCGAGAGCCUCAUGCGUAUCCGGACGAUGAGCUUACGGGCGAGGCAUGGGGGGAGAACACGACCGGUCGAGCGAUGAUGAUGAUGCGCACCCACGACGGUUCGCGAAUGUCGGCGGUUUCGAUAGUAGAAGCCGAAUGUGACAACUGCGAAGGUUGGGGAGACAGUGUGUGUCAGGAGGGAGGGCCGGUAAGGCGGGGAUUGGAUCGUAACGAACCAAGCGCGGUUCGUCUGCAGCCUCGUGGAUUGCUUAGGCGGCGAAGUGACCCGUCCGAUUGGUACUACGUGCCUUUCCCACUGUCUAGUUCGCACCAGGGAGACUCCCUCCAUGCCCGUAGCAAUAAGAGCGUCCUUCCAAAGUCGAGCUCCGGUCCUACGUUCCUAUAUCCUUCCGCUCCUUCCGCUCCUUCCGCCCGCCGAUUCCUCCACCGCUCCUCCGCUCCCCACGGUGCACCCUCCGCGCAUCCCGAAGCCUCCGCGGAGGCGGAAAAUCCCGCAUUUUCCCCUGCGGGCCUUGCGUUUCCCCCUACUGCAGGCGCGCAGCCAACGCUGCUCCGCAAGUCCUCCGCUCCCCCUUUGCGCGCCAAUGCCCCUGCCACCCGCAUUUUUGCGGAGACCUACGCGCCCGGCUGGGGUUCCUUCAGCGAACGAGCGGCGGAUACUAUCGCAAUCGCUACAACAGCGGAUAGUACAGGGGAAGUCAGGACGGGAAAUGCGGCGGGAAACGGGGGGAGGGAUACCGCUUUAACGCGCAGGCGAACAGUAGAGGCGAUGCCGGUUUUCGGGAGUCAAUUGGUGGCUGACACCUUCUCCGAGCGCCCCUCCCGUCGCCUGGAGCAGCAGCAGCAGCAGCAGCAGCAGGUGUGGCGGCGAAAGCUGAGCGUUGAAACGAGGUCCGGUCUUGACAGGGGCGAUGGAGGUGCGGCGGGGGAAGGAGGGCCCGAUGGUAGCAGUACGGCCGCACGGGGCAUGUUGAACGGGCUGCGUGGACCAACAUCAGCAGCGCCAAUGGACCCAGCAGCACGAGUGGAAGCCGCAGCACCACCAGCACCAGCAGCAGCAGUGGCGCCGCUGACUCCAGACACUCCCGUGCCUGGGAGCAAGGGCCUGUGCUGGCCCACUGAGAGGAAGGGCGCCAGUGGCAGUGGUGCCGGCCGCAGCGAUCUAAGCAGAGCCAGCUGUGCUGUUUCACGCUCUAUCCCCUUCAGUGAAAGCGACGAGCUGAGUGAUACUAAGGAGCGUGGCGAGGAGCAGAGAGACGCUGAGGAGCAGAGAGCGUUGCAGUGUGGAGGGGGGGGACCGAGCAGGGGUGGAAGGAGUAUGGGUCCGAGGAGAAGAGUUGGCAGCGAUGUGCCCAAGUCAGUGACGUGGGGCGACACACAGAGCAAACCAGCAAGGAGCCGCGUUGUUGUGCUGCCUAAAUCCGUGUCUCUGUCUGCAAACGCGUCAGUCACCAGCUUGGGUCCCAAUUCAGGUUCGAGUUCGAGUUCAGGUUCAGGUUCAGGUUCAGGUUCAGGUGAGCGGCACCUCAGGCAGCAUCGACGCGGGUGGAGCAUUGCGGGAGCAGCAGCAGCAGGCGCUGUAUGUAGCUGGGAGCGUAGAGUGGCAGAGGACGCAUCUUCAAGCCCCUUAAACGAGCACGGGGAUUCCAUAGGGGGCGAGCUUGAUGAAUGCAAUGAGCAGCAGCAGCAGCAGCAGCAGCCACGGCCGCAGCUACAGCUACAGCAGCAUCACCAGACGCAGCAGCAGCAGCAGCAGCAGCAGCAGCAGCAGCAGCAGAAACAGCAGGGGACAAGGGAGCCACAGCAGGUGCAGCAAAAGGCACGCAGCGGGCCUCUACAACCCCCCCCAGGUGGUGGUGGCGGUGGUGGUGGUAGGCGGUCAGUGCACUGGAGGAGCCACAGCACUGUUGAACGGUCGCACUCAUGCACUCCCUCACUCACUCACCCUCUCACUCCCUCUGCCACUCACUCGCACACUCCCUCUGCCAAUCACUUGCACACUCCCUCGCUCGCUCACUCAAACGCGCCCUCUCAUCCUCACUUCUGUGAGGGGGUGGGGUAUGAAGAGGCGCGGGGGGACGUGAGGGACGAGGAGGGGGGAGAUGGGGGAGAAGGGAAGGAGGGGAAAGGCAAGGGAGGGGUGGAUGGAGGGAGGAAAGGAGGUAUAGGGAGGCACGGCCGCAGCAGGAGCCUGGUGGCCCUCCGAAGCAAGUAUGGCAGCAGCAACAGCACUGCUUCUGGUGAUGACGUGGGUGGUGCUUCAGACUUCUCCCCUGCCGCGCUGCCUGGGUUCUUGCUGUCUGCAGCCUCGGCUGCUGCCGCCGCCGCUGUGUGUGCGGCCAGCUCAGCAAGCAGAGUGGUCCAGAGAAGGCAGAGCUCAUCCUCCGCAUCAUCCAGCCACUCCUCUUCUGCUGCAGGGGUUGCUGGCAGCAGCAGCAGCGGUAACAUGUCGAGGAGGAAAAAAGGGAGGAGCAUGAGCAGCAUCGGUUUGCAUUCCCAGCCACAGCCGCACAUUCCUAGCGGCAGCUACAAGACGAAUACUUCUGCCAGGCACAGGCGUACUGUCAGUGAGUUUCACCACAGCGCCGCUUCUGCUGCUGGUGGUGGUAAUGAUGGUGAUGGUGGUGGCAGCAGCAGCCUCUGUGGCAGCCCCAGCAGCAACCGUGCUGGGAGAUUCGACCACCCCAGGCACGCCAGUGCUGGUGCCCUGGCUGCUCUCACCAGCUGUGCCUUCCCCCGCAAUCCAAGCCCCCUCUCCUCCCCUGCUCGCCCUGCCAGCUACAGCACUGGCCGCGCCAGCAGCCAGAGAAACAACUUGAAGAGUCCUCUGGGCUCUCCCUCUCUCCGCACCCUUUCUCCUUCCCUCUCUCCUUCUCGCUCUCCCUCCCGUCGCUUCCCCACGUCCUCCUCUCUCUCGCGCCCCCGGACCCCAUCCCCUCUCUUCCCUCCCUCCUCAUCCAUCUCCCCGGGAUGCUCCCCCACACUCUCUCCCGCUCACUCCCCCACUCGCUCCCGCAACAGCAGCCCCAUCCCUCGCCUCCGAGCCUUGGACCUCCCAAGCCUGUUCUUCCGAGCCUGCAGCCCAGGCUCGUCACCUGGCCGAAGCUCGUCGCCUGGCCGAGGCUGCUUGGCAGGCCCGGCGCCCAGCUGCUUUGGGUACAUGAGCAGUCCCCAAGGGUAUGGAGGCAGGUCACCUGGGAGCAGCAGUGAGAGCAGCGAGAGGAGUGAAAGCGGUGGCAGUGAUGGUGGCGGUGACAGUGAUGGCGGUGACGGCACUUACAGCCCUGCUGGUAGCAUGGUCUUGCACUUGCAUAAUGAUGAGUGUGGGGAGGAGUGUGGGGAUGAAUGUGGGGAGGAGUGUGGAGAAGUGAGUGGGGAGGAGUGUGUGGUUGGAGAAGAGAUGAGAGGGGGGAGCGAUGGAGCAGGAGAGGAUUCUGAAGAGGAGGAAGGAGAAGAGAGCAGAAGUGAGGGAGGAGAGGACGGGGAAGUGGAGGAGGGAGAAGUAGAGGAAGGAGAGGAGGGAGGAGGGGAGGGAGAAGGAGAGAGGGAAGAAGCAACCAGAGCAGAAAGCAGAGAACGCAGUGAGGGAAUGGAGGGACGAAGCACGGGCCAGGAACGUGUAAUGGGGCAGCUUCUUGCUCCAUUGACGAAAGAGAGUCUGCCUGUAACGAGUAUGGGUCCUCCAGCAACCCCUGUGGAUUCUGCACGGCCUACAACCCCCGCACCUACCACCACCCUUGCUUCCACAGCUCCUGAUCCCUCACCUCAGCGCAUCAACUCAACUCCCCCCUCCACCCCGCCACACCUGGCCCCUCCUUCACGCCCCAUCACCCCGUCCCUCCUCAACCAUCCCUCACGCCCCAUCACCCCGUCCCUCCACAACCAUCCCUCACGCCCCAUCACCCUGUCACGCCCCGUUACCCCGAUUGUUCGCCAGCCCAGUGCAGCCCGCAGCUUCCUGCAGGAGCUCAGUGCAAGGCGGCCGCAGGGGGUGGCCAUGGGGGGUGUGGCUGGGGAGAGGGGAGGACUCCAAGUCAAGGAUCUUGGUGGGGAUGGUGGUGGCUUGAAUAGGACGGCAGGUGCAAGUGGCGCGGAGAGUAGGGGACGAGAGAACGUGAACCACGGUGGUCUCACUGGUGGUGAUGCAAGAAACGGUGGGCGGCGUUCCUUGUCGCCAUUAGGACCCCAGCUGCUGCCCGACGCUAUGUCAGGUCCCCGCCCGGUACCCUGCCACAGGCAUGCCACAGGCGUGCAGAGCACAAGCACACACAAUACCAAGGCAAGCGCACACAUGCUUCUGGCUGCCCAGGCACAUCUGGGCCGCUCGUACAGCAGCGUUGCAUCUCACGCCCAAGAAUUAACGGCUGGGAUGUCUCUGGAGCACGUCCCACAAGUGCCUCUUCUCCCCCAUGUGCGGCCAGCGCCGCUCCGCACAGCCAGUAUGAGCAUGGCGGGGGAGUCUAUAGAGGGGAUGGGCAGGGUUGCUGGCCGGGUGGCAGCAGAAGACGCACAGAGGGGAGAAAGAGGAGGAAGAGGAGGAUGGCGAGAGCAAGGAGGUAUUGGAGGUGGGAGUGUGAUACGACCAGUGACUUCAGGGGGGAACAUGGGUAUGGUGGUGGUGAGGCAUGGCACGAAUGCUUCUGGAGUCAUGGGAGGCAUGGGAGGCAUGGGAGGCAUGGGAGGAAGAGGGGAUGCAGGAAGGAUGGGGAACAUGCGUCAUCCGCACAUGACAGGGAUGGGUAUGAUGAGGCGGUGUGGCAGCAUGAACAUGGCUUCUGACGUGGAUGAUCCCUACUGGUCCGGUCGUGGUGAUGACAUGGAUGGCUUCGACCAAGGGCUGUAUGCUGAUGUGGAUGGAGUGUGGGUCGAAGGUACGGAACCUGGAUGGCGGAGUGGUGCUGGUGUCAGCAUGAGGCUGCAUGAUGUCAGCAUAAUGCAGCGGCCAUACUCUUCUGGAGGGCCUCCCAUGGGUUUGGCGAGAGGGAUUCACAAGGGUGCUCCAAUGGGCAUGGGUGCUCCAAUGGGCAUGGGUGCUCCAAUGGGCAUGGGUGCUCCAAUGGGCAUGGGGGGUUCUGUGAACAUGGGAUCUGCUGUGGGCAUGGGCGCUGGACUGGAUCACCGUGGAAAACACACAGGUAUGGUCAAGAUGGGCCUUCAUAGACACAUGAGCAUGAGCAUGGCCCCACAACUGUCGCAUUAUGACGAUGAAAGGACUGGUCGUCGUGCUGAUGAGGGUGAGGAGGAUGAAUGGGGGGGUGUUCCGGCUCGUCCUGGUGCUGCCACACCUAGUGGGUACACCCGUGGCCUUGACCGGAGCAGCAGUUCAGGAUUUUAUGUUCUUCAGCGGGCGGGAUCUGAAGUGUUGUGUUUAGAUCCCGACAGUUAUGCCAUGGAGGCGUAUACGUCAAGGGUGGGCAAAUUUGGCAGAAAUGCGUGGCAGUACUAAGGGACUUAGGGGCCACGAUUCUAGUGGAGGGGUACAACAAGCUGUACUCAUCGAUGCUGUUGUAGUUGUAUAGCAUAUUGUAUAUUGUGCUUUAUG
Molecule: messenger RNA, 6089 nt
Organism: Closterium sp. NIES-67
Lineage: Eukaryota; Viridiplantae; Streptophyta; Zygnematophyceae; Desmidiales; Closteriaceae
Source: the annotation of a GenBank genome assembly